AUGGGCCGCAAGUUCUUCGUCGGCGGCAACUGGAAAUGCAAUGGAACUGUGGAACAGGUAGAGAGUAUCGUCAACACUCUGAACGCUGGACAGAUCGCCUCUACGGAUGUUGUCGAGGUUGUCGUCAGCCCGCCCUAUGUCUUCCUUCCCACCGUCAAGGGUAAGCUGCGCCCAGAGAUCCAAGUCGCUGCUCAGAACUGCUGGGUGAAGAAGGGCGGUGCUUUCACCGGUGAAGUCAGUGCUGAGAUGCUUGUCAACCUCGGCGUUCCCUGGGUCAUCCUUGGACACUCUGAAAGGAGGAGCUUGAUGGGAGAAUCAAGCGAGUUUGUUGGAGAGAAGGUUGCAUAUGCACUUGCUCAGGGCUUGAAGGUCAUUGCAUGUGUUGGUGAGACUCUCGAGCAGCGAGAAGCUGGAUCAACCAUGGCAGUUGUCGCUGAACAGACAAAAGCAAUUGCUGUGUGGGCCAUUGGCACCGGUAAAGUUGCGACACCGGCUCAGGCGCAGGAAGUCCAUGCCAAUCUGAGGGACUGGCUCAAGACCAAUGUGAGCCCCGAGGUUGCUGAAUCCACGAGGAUCAUCUAUGGAGGAUCUGUAACUGGCGCAAGCUGCAAGGAGUUGGCAGGGCAGCCCGACGUUGAUGGUUUCCUCGUUGGUGGAGCUUCUUUGAAGCCUGAGUUCAUUGACAUCAUCAACGCCGCCACCGUGAAGUCCGCCUAA
Triticum turgidum subsp. durum (durum wheat) is the source of this 717-nucleotide messenger RNA. The record is from the annotation of a GenBank genome assembly. NCBI's taxonomy places the organism in Eukaryota, Viridiplantae, Streptophyta, Magnoliopsida, Poales, Poaceae.